AUGUUCCACCUAUCACCACAAUUGUUUUCUCUCUCAAACAAUAAAUUGACUAGAGAAAUCCCUCCAUUGAUUUGUGGUCUAAGGUCACUUGGUAUUCUUGAUUUGUCUGAUAAUAGUUUGAGUGGCUUGAUUCCACAAUGUUCGGGAAACUUGAGCAAUCUCUUCGUGCUGAAUUUAGGGAUCAAUGGCUUUUACGGCACCUUUAUUGCAACAUUUACAAAGGGCAAUUCGCUAAGGAAUCUUAACUUGAAUGGCAACCAAAUUGAAGGACAAGUUCCGCGAUCUUUGCUCAAUUGUAGACACUUGGAAGUUCUAAACCUUGGAAAAAACAAGACAAGUGAUACAUUUCCACACUGGUUGAAAACUCUUCCAGAAUUGCAAGUUCUUGUCUUGAGUUUUAAUAGGUUUCAUGGUCACAUAGGCACCUCCAAGACCAAAGGCAAACAUUCUUUUCCUAAGUUGAGAAAUAUCGACAUAUCUUGCAAUGAGUUCACUGGCCUUUUGCCAACAAAUUAUAUCAAACAAUUUGGAGCUAUGAUGAAUGUUGAUGAACAUGAAAUAAAAUUGAAAUACAUGGGCAACAAGUAUUAUCAAGAUUCUGUGGUGGUGGUGAUUAAAGGAUCUGAGAUUGAAUUAUCAAGAAUCUUAACAAUCUUGUCAAUCAUUGAUUUUUCAAGAAAUAAAUUCGAAUGA
Messenger RNA from Camellia sinensis, 693 nucleotides. Lineage: Eukaryota; Viridiplantae; Streptophyta; Magnoliopsida; Ericales; Theaceae. The record is from RefSeq and is a predicted model, not a curated record.